AUGCAUCGGGUGGAGAAGCCGGGGUCCGGAAUUCUCUCUCGACCAUGUCUGUCAUAUUAUACCGGCAAGUUUUACGAGUUAUCGUCUUGGCGAAAGGCCCUAAUCUCGGCGGGCAGCUACGAUGCUUCGCCAUUCAGUGUCAAGGUCGACCAUAUACUACUCCUCAAGGGAAUCCAUCAUGCCACCGUCAACGUGGCCAGUAUUCUGCCGCGACCUGAAAUCACCGACCUCUUGGGCCUCAACUACCGUCGGAUCCCCAUCCUUGCUAUCGGCAACGACAUUUACAUUGACACAAGCCUCAUCAGCGUUGCUUUGGAACGCCGGUUCCCCGUCGCCCAGGGCUUUGGAACACUCUUUCCAAAGGGUAAACAGGGCCAGCCCCCGCAUACAGGCCUCAUCAAGGCCUUCGCGAAGCAUUGGGCGGACACAGUCUUGUUCUCACUAGCUCCAGCACUUCUGAAUUGGUCCAAGUUUCCAGCUGCUUUUGUCAAGGACAGAAGCGCGCUUUCUGGCGCACCCAUCAAUGUGCAAGCCAUUACGGCUUCGCGAGAGAAAGCCAUCUCUCUUCUAUCUACCCAGCUGAGUCUCGUUGAGGAACAACUAUCCGAUGGGCGCGAAUGGUUAUUUGACUCGGAAGGUCCCUCUUUAGCCGACGUUUCUGUCAACUUUGUCUAUGCCUGGGUCCAAACGUUCCGCGGGGUUGAAUCUCUCUUUGACCCUUCGACCUUCCCCAAGUCGCUAGCAUGGCUUUCGAGAAUGGCGGCUUACCUCGGCCAUCUCAAGAAGGUCCAGCCGCAGUCCGCAGUCAUUUCAGGUGCUGAUGCUGCCGCUAAAAUCGCUUCCGAGUCCUUUGAAGCCUAUUCCGUGGUGGGCUUCGAUCAGCGUGAGGCCAAGCGCUUGGGGCUAACGGUCGGGGAUCGCGUCUCUGUUGCCCCUGACGAUUCAGGGCGAAACUUUCCCACUGAAGGAACACUGGUGGCACUCAAUCGUGAAGAGUUGAUAUUGGAAGUUCAGGGUCAAGUCGGCACUUUCAGAUGCCACUUUCCUCGAGUGAUGUUUACCGCUAAAGUCGUAUCCAAGUCAGAGCACAAGUUGGUCUCUCUUCAUCACUUGCUACUCUUCUACGAUAUGAGCCUUCUCGUUCACGCGUACAAGCUGCGACCGAUAUCGAAGGAGGCGACUGAACUGGCCAUGCGCAUUAUAACAGCACACCCCAGCGGGUUGAACACAAGAGAGAUUUUCAAGCUGGGACUAAAAGCGCACCCUCCCGUGGAACAUGCUCCAGAACCGACUCUUCCAUUUCGUUCACGUUCGGGCAGAAUCGGACUGCCAGUUCCGACAGCUAUCGACCACCCGUUCCGCUCAGUACGGUAUCUCAAAUCGAGAAUUUUGGAUGAUCUUGAAAAACAGCAGGCCAUCCAAAAGAGGCUUGUUCCGGUGCCCGUUACUGAGCUGGAGGGUGAAGAAUUGAAGCGUGUGCUAGGCUCUGGUGCCCAAUCCCAAGGAGUCGAUGGGAUCACUCAGGUUCGAGUCCACCGAUGGGUCUUACCAUUGCCAGAACGGGCCCCGCCGCCACAUCGGGAUCUGAGCCACAGCACCUGGCAGAAGGAGACCAAGUAA
This is a messenger RNA of Mycena citricolor, 1620 nucleotides long. The record is from the annotation of a GenBank genome assembly. Lineage: Eukaryota; Fungi; Basidiomycota; Agaricomycetes; Agaricales; Mycenaceae.